Molecule: messenger RNA, 30205 nt
Organism: Coregonus sp. 'balchen'
Lineage: Eukaryota; Metazoa; Chordata; Actinopteri; Salmoniformes; Salmonidae
Source: the annotation of a GenBank genome assembly
AUGAAGAUAAGAGUUGAUUUAUCUUUGGAAGCCAUCUAAAACCGUGGGAUGUGGACCAGUCCCAUAAGUGGUUGUUUUGAAACCGAGAACUAACGUUACAAACACAUGGCUACUAUGAUGGACAGGCAGACAUUGCAAAGUGCAUUACUAGGGCUAUUUCUGGCAUCCUGGAUGUCUAGCUUGGGUUCUCCCUGGAGGUACAACCCGAUCUGGGGCAUAGUGGAGGGGCCAGGAGGUAGAAUAAGCCCUAAGCAGUACUGAUCUGGGACCAGAGAGUUGUGUUCCAGAAACAAUCUGGCACCCACUCUAUAGUAGUAGGGUGGGCAGUGGGAAAAUCAUUCAUUGGGGUUUGGUCGAAGGUUAAAGUUUCCCAUAGCCACAGAUCUAGGAUGAGUUUGGUUAACCCUGACCUUAACCGCUAGGAUGAUCUGACCCUGCCUCAGCAGAAGGGGCAACUUUGGCCAAUUCCCCCCAGUUCAACCGUCUCUCACUAAACAGCCUUAUGGGACAUUAUGUGAGAUGCAGCCAGCAUUAUUUAUCAGAUAUACAGUACCAGUCAAAUGUUUGGACACAUCUACUCAUUCCAGGGUGUUCUCUAUUUUUUUUACUAUUUUCUACAUUGUAGAAUAAUAGUGAAGACAUCAUUUGUGAAAUUGCUUUCCUUAAUGCGUUUGAGCCAAUCAGUUGGGUUGUGACAAGGUGGGGGGGGGGGGUGGUAUACAGAAGAUAGCCCUAUUUGGUAAAAGACCAAGUCCAUAUUAUGGCAAGAACAGCUCAAAUAAGCAAAGAGAAACGACAGUCCAUCAUAACUUUAAGAAAUGAAGGUCUGUCAAUAAGGAACAUUUCAAGAACUUUGAAAGAUUCUUCAAGUGCAGUCGCAAAAACCAUCAAGCGCUAUGAUGAAACUGGCUCUCAUGAGGACCGCCACAGGAAUGGAAGACCCAGAGUUACCUCUGCUGCAGAGGAUAAGUUCAUUAGAGUUACCAGCCUAAGAAAUUGCAGCCCAAAUAAAUGCUUCACUGAGUUCAAGUAACAGACACAUCUCAACAUCAACUGAGGAAUAGUCCCAUGUAGCUCAGUUGGUAGAGCAUGGCGCUUGCAACGCCAGGGUUGUGGGUUCGUUUCCCAUGGGGGGCCAGUAUGAAAAUGUAUGCACUCACUAACUGUAAGUCGCUCUGGAUAAGAGCGUCUGCUAAAUGACUAAAAUGUAAAUUAAUGUCUGAGUCAGGCCUUCAUGAUCGAAUUGCUGCAAAGAAACCACUACUAAAGGACACCAAUACGAAGAAGAGACUUGCUUAGGCCAAGAAACACGAGCAAUGGACAUUAGACCGGUGGAAAUUUGUCCUUUGGUCUGGAGUCCAAAUUGGAGAUUUUUAGUUCCAACCGCCGUGUCUCUGUGAGACGCGGUGUGUGUGUGAACGGAUGAUCUCCGCAUGUGUAUUUCCCACCGUAAAGCAUGGAGGAGGGGGUGUGAUGGUUUGGGGGUGCUAUGCUGGUGACACUGUCUCUGAUUUGAUUUAGAAUUCAAGGCACACUUAACCAGCAUGGCUACCACAGCAUUCUGUAGCAAUACGCCAUCCCAUAUUGUUUGCACUUAGUGGGACUAUCAUGUUUUUCAACAGGACAAUGACCCAACACACCUCCAGGCUGUGUAAGGGCUAUUUGACCAAGAAGGAGAGAGUGAUGGAGUGCUGCAUCAGAUGACCUGGCCUCCACAAUACCCCGACCUCAACCCAAUUGAGAUGGUUUAGGAUGAGUUGGACCGCAGAGUGAAGGAAAAGCAGCCAACAAGUGCUGAGCAUAUGUGGGAACUCAUUCAAGACUGUUGGAAAAGCAUUCCUUAUGAAGCUGAUUUGAGAGAAUGCCAAGAGUGUGCAAAGCUGUCAUCAAGGCAAAAGGUGGCUAUUUGAAGAAUCUCAAAUAUAAAAUAUAUUUUGAUGUAACUUUUUUUUUUUAUAUAUAUAUAUUUUUUUUUUUUACAUGAUUCCAUAUGUGUUAUUUCAUAGUCUUCACUAUUAUUCUACAAUGUAAAAAUAAAGAAACCCUUGAAUGAUUAGGUGAGUCCAAACUUUUGACUGGUAGUGUAUGUUUUGCUCUGUAAAGUCUACCGUGUUUGGACUUGCUCAGACAGUGUUCUGGCCUGGGACUUAAUUGUUCAUUCCAGGUCACCGUAUCCAGGGGGAAACACUCACUGUUGGCUCAGGACACUGCCCGCUGGUCAAGCUAUGUUUAGGCUACCGUCAAAUAUAUGUAUCAACUAAUCAUUGUCUUCAAUCUGAAUCAAGGUUAGAUGAAUCAGAUGUUAGUGCUUGGCUAGAACAAAAGCCUGCACCGAACCACACCGGCCCUCUGCUGAUUUAGUUGGUGCUCUCACCGAUGCUCUGACUUGGUCACUGUCUGGUUGUUAGAGAGAGGAGAGGGGGUCUCACUCAGGUUCUCUGCACCUCAGCCUCCCUAGACAGGGGCAAGACCAAACCAAGGCUGUGGAUGAUGUUACUGACCCACAUGACGUAAGGGGCUAUUUAGGAUGGCAAUAUGAACCGCAGCGCACAGUCACCAGAUCUGAGACCAGCUCACAGUCAUGAGUGGACUACGAACACACCGGUUAGGGCUGAGAAUUACCUGGGACCUCGCAAUAUGAUAUUAUCACGAUACUUAGGUGCCGAGACGAUUCUAUUUGUAUUCCGAUUCAAUGUUUCGAACAUAUUGCUCCCCAUAUCUCUGCUGCAGAGGGACAAGAUCACUAAUACUGGUACACAAAUGGAUGAAACUGAACCGUAACCAUAUCCAGUGGUGUUACUGUUAUGCUGUUAGCCUAUAGCUUACAUACGAGUCCCCUCAAUUCCUAGUCCAGAGAGAUGUUAUGAAUAACUUUACUUAAAAAUGUGUUUAUGAAUGAUUCUCUUUCUCAUAUUGCUUCCUCUGUGUUUGUGUUCCAGACUAUGAGAAGACAUCGAAAUGACGUGACAGUCGAGCUGAGAAAGGUGAGCGAAGAAGCCUCAUUUUAAUUUGUGAUGCAGGACUUUGCAGCGGUGCUUCUACCUCUCCCUAUAUUAAUGUAUUAGUAUUCACCUCCCUGCUUACCGACACACACAGACCUGUAAACAGGCUGUUUCUUUCUCACCCUGUGUCUUGCCCCAGACAGACUGACUGGGUAUUCCUCUCCAUCCAUACAGAAUGACCCCCCUCUCUAUAGAGCCUCUAACACCCUCUGUCUCCAACCAUGACCUUUCACCUUUGGAUUUACCUCUGACCCAUGUAAACUGCCUCCUCACCGUGACCUCAUAGGCGUGUCUUUGUUUGACCUACUGCAGUGAUGUGCUGCAGGUAGAAAUUGCUCUUAGGCACAGAUCUAGGAUCAGUUUACCCUCCCUAGAUCCCAUCCAAUAUUGGGAUAAUGCUAAACUGACCGUUAGACCAAUCUAAGAGCAAUUUAACCCCAUUUCCAGUAGGGCUGGGAAUUGCCAGGGACCUCACGAUUUAUAUAUGUAUUGCGAUUCGAUACUGUGAUUUUAUUGCUAUUCGAUGUUGCAAACAUAUUGCUCACCAUAUGUCUGCUGCAGAGGGACUUGAGGGAGCCAUGAGAAAACAACAAGUUUUGAUCAGUCAUGGAAAUAAAAGUGAGAAAAAAAAAAGAUUCCUAUUUAAAAAGAAGAUGGGGAACAAGCUAUGAAGGUAAACGUUUUGGUGCAGGUACAGCAAACUAGCGCUAAAAUAAUAUUACAAUAUUUUCAAAAUGUAUGAUAUAUCGUCAAAAAAUAUCCUGAUAUGUAACUGUAUACAUCCCCAUCACUAACUCCCAGGGAUUUCAUGGGAAUCCCAGUUUGGAUGGAGCCCUUGACCAAAACUGACCCCUGAAACUGUUAGCCCAAUUCUUAUUCACCUUAGUCAUUCAGCCACUCCCUCCACAUGCCACUACACUUCACCUUGAUCUGCAGACCUGUGUACUGUAUCUGUAUCCUCUAUCAGACUAACAGACUACCUCCUAGGGAUUAACAGAGAUUUAAAAGUAUAUUCAGAUGUAAUCUAUCCUGAGAUGCGUGGUGUGCUUGUCUGCUAAAAGGUGCUACAUGGUCAGUCCGACGCCUGCAUUGGCCUUGCAGCGUUUACGGUGAUACGGCCUCUGCAGAAGUCAGGGCAUUCAUACACUACAUGACCAAAAGUAUGUGGACACCUGCUUGUCGAACAUCUAAUUCCAAAAUCACGGACAUUAAUAUGGAGUUGCCCCCCCCCCCCCCCCCUUUGCUGCUAUAACAGGCUCCACUCAUCUGCUAAGGCUUUCCACCAGAACAUCUGCUGCAGGGACUUGCUUCCAUUCAGCCACAAGCAUUUGUGAGGUCGGGCACUGAUGUUGGGUGAUUAGGCCUGGCUCGCAGUCUGCGUUCCAAUUCAUCCCAAAGGUAUUCGAUGUGGUUGUGGUCAGGGCUCUGUGCAGGCCAGUCAAGUUCUUUCACACCGGUCUCGACAAACCAUUUCAUGCUGAAACAGGAAAGGGCCUUCCCCAAACUGUUGCCACAAAGUUGGAAGCACAGAAUCAUCUAGAAUGUCAUUGUAUGCUGUAGCGUUAAAGAUUUCCAUUCACUGGAACUAAGGUGCCUUGCCCGAACCAUGAAAAACUGCCCCAGACCAUUAAUCCUCCUCCACCAAACUUUACAGUUGGCACUAUGCAUUCGGGCAGGUAGCGUUCUCCUGGCGUCCGCCAAACCCAGAUUAGUCCGUCAGACUGCCAGAUGGUGAGGCGUGAUUUAUCACUCCAGAGAACGCGUUUCCACUGCCCCAGAGUCCAAUGGCGGUGAGCUUUACACCUCUCCAGUCGACGCUUGGCAUUGUGUAUGGCUUGUGUGUGGCUGCUCGGCCAUCGAAACCCAUUUCAUGAAGCUCCCGACGAACAGUUCUUGUGCUGACGUUGCUUCCAGGGGCAGUUUGGAAGUCGGUCAUGAGUGUUGCAACAGAAGACAGACAAUUGUUACGCGCUUCAGCACUCGGUGGUCACGUUCUGUGAGCUUGUGUGGCCUACCACUUCGAGGCUGAGCCAUUGUUGCUCCUAGACAUUUCCACUUGACAAUAACAGCACUUACAGUUGACCGUGACCGCUCUAGCAGGGCAGAAAUUUGACAAACUGACUUGUUGGAAAGGUGGCAUCCUAUGACGGUGCCACGUUGAAAGUCACUGAGCUCUUCAGUAAAGCCAUUCUACUGCCAAUGUUUGUCUAUGGAGAUUGCUUGGCUGUGUGCUCGAUUUUAUACACCUGUCAGCAAUGGGUGUGACUGAAGUAGCUGAAGCCACUAAUUUGAGGUGGUGUCCACAUACUUUUGUGUGUGUGUACAUACUACUUGCGCUUCGCGGAGCAGUGCAGAGCUGUUGUAAAGGAAGUUGUCAAGGAAGUGAGUUUUUGUUUAUAAAGGACUUACUGCCCCCACCUACCCGUCAACCAAUCAUGUCAAUGCGGUGCUAUACGGAGCCCUCCGCAUUGUUAAAAUAUUUGGUACAGAGCUCAAUUUGGCCUCUGCAGGCCUCCAGAGGCUCCGCAAUUGCGUCAGACCCUCUAUACGGUGAUUCUGACCACGAUUACGGAUCAAGCAUAAAUUGGCUUUAAUCUGAACCCUUUAAUAUACAGGGUGUACUGUGUUGGAUACAGUACACCCAAUUACGGUAGUAUGGUAGUCAUGCAGCUGCUCUGCUUACACCUUUUGUAAAAGCCAGAGACUGAAGGGUUGCUCUGACCCUCUCCUGUGAUUGGCAGCUAUCCCUUUUCACUCAAACAUCUAACAAUCCGCUGCUCUCAUGUUGACUCGGUGAUCUGACGCAAAAUAGUCCCGGCAGGUAGCCUGGCGAGUAGGGCUGUUGGGCCAGUAACUGAAAGGUUACUGGCUGACAAGGUAAAAAUCUGUCGCCCCAGGCGCCGACGACGUGGAUUUCGAUUUAAGGCAGCCCCCCGCACAUCUCUGAUUCAGAGGGGUUGGGUUAAAUGCGGAAGACACAUUUCAGUUUAAUGCAUUCAGUUGUACAACGGACUAGGUAUCCCCCUUUCCUUACUGUUUGUAGGUCCAUCUGAACACAGACAUUAUGACUCAACAACCACUCCUGGACCUGAAUCCAAAAGGACAGUACCAAAAGAAAUGAUCUUUUGAUUCUGUUUCUGCAUAGUCUGCACAGGGCUGACUGUUCAAUGCCCCAUAAAUUGAGCUUAUUUUUAUGGUGAGAAUUUUAUAUAAUAGCUUAAAUUGAAAAUAAUGGAUUGACGUGUCAAUUGUUUUGUAUAUCAGCUCAUAAACCCAAUGCCAUGGUAUUGGGACAUCAAAAAUCUGUUCCCUUAUAAAUCUGUCCCCUUGUAAAUUAUGUGCACCCAUUGAUUCUUAAAGAAUAUAACAUAUAAAUGCCCCCUGAGCUUAGUUCAACUGUCAUACCCCAUCAGAACCCAAAAUAUAAGCUUGUUUUAUUCCAGUGUUUAGAAAGCAACAUUAUAAUAAUAUUAUUAUUAUUAUUAACCCCUUUCCUUAUUAAAUCUUACUUCCUCCCCUCCCCCUGCUAGACCCCCUUCUGGGCUUUGACACACUUCACAUUUAUUUUCUUUCUCUGACAUUAAAACAAUCCCUUCAAGGCUUUUGAGUCUCCCACUCUGUCGUUCUACUUCAUUUUUUUUUUAUUUAUGAAAGAGACUUCCUACACAUGAUGCUGAUUGGGAUUUGCUGAGUCACAUGGGAGAGGGAGAGAAACUGAGGGAGAGAAACGAAUGAAAUUAGCUCUGGAAGUGAGUGUAGGGAUUGCUAAGUUACCGCUGAUACAGAGAGUGAGACAUGGAUAGAAAUUGAGAGUUUAGGGUCUAAUUCAGUGAGGGAUCAUAAAGUAUGGAGGGAUGGAAAGAGUGAUGGAGACAGUAGGGCAUGUUGGUAUUCCGUUGUGCCAGAGCAGAGCGCAGAACAGGGCUGGUUAGUCACCAGCAGCGAGUCACAGCCCAGCACUGCAACACACACUAGAAUGUAGGCCAAGGGAAUCUCCUCCCUCCCUCCCUCCUACCACUGACUCACAUGCCGACCGGCUGUGUGUGUGUCUUUCCCACUCUUGUCAACACCAGUGUGUCCGUCUGCUCCUCAUCUUUGUGUGUUUCAAUGUAGCCUAGGUGCGUUACAGUUGGUGUGUCUCUUAGUGCUUUUUGAGGUCGGUUCGAUUAUAAAAAUAAAAAAAAUUGCGGUGUUGUGUUUCAAUAUCAUUUUAAAAAACAUUAAAUGCACUGUGCAUCAUGUGGGUUGAAUUCUGUAACAACACAUAAUAAAACAAUGAAAGUCCCAUGAUGGUAGUGACUGCCCAUUACUGCUUAUCACUUAUUAACUGUAAUUUAUUUACAUUACUUUAAUAAAAUAUUUCAGUUGUGUACAUUGCAUUUUACUUUCAUUCCAAGUCAUCUCAAUAGAGCUGCUGCCUAUGCAGUCUGACAAAAUCACUAUUUUAGUAGUUCUUCAAAGUAAAAAGGCAUACUUUUAUGACUGCCGAAUACCAACUAUCAAUCAUUUAGAUAAUCUAUUUUCAGGUAGAGAUACCUCGCGAAGCAACUGCUCUCUAUCCCUGUCGAUCGUGCAUUCUUCUCUCUCUGUGUCGGCCCCACGCUAAAAUAACAUGGCAGGCAUAAAAUAAAGAAGUAAUUGAACCGACAUGUUAUAAAAAGCCUAAAUACACUAUAUAUACAAAAGUAUAUGGACACCCCUUCAAUUAGUGGAUUAGGCUGUUUUCAGCCACACCCAUUGCUGACGGGUGUAUAAAAUCGAGCACACAGCCCUGCAGUCUCAUAGAUAAACAUUGGCAGUAGAAUGGCCUUACUGAAGAGCUCAGUGACUUUUAACAUGACACCGUCAUAGGAUGCUACCUUUCCAACAAAUCAGUUCAUCAAAUUUCUGCCCUGCUGGAGCUGCCCUGGUCAACUGUAAGUGCUGUUGUUGUGAAGUGGAAACGUCUAGGCGCAACAACGGCUCAGCCGCGAAGUGGUAGGCCACACAAGCUCACAGAACGGGACCGCUGAAGCGUGUAAAAAUCGUCUGUCCUCGGUUUCAACACUCCCUAUCGAGUUCCAAAAGGCCUCCGGAAGCAACGUCAGCACAAUAACUGUUUGUUGGGAGCUUUUAUGAAAUGGGUUUCCAUGGCCGAGCAGCCGCACACAAACCUAAGAUCACCAUGCACCAAUGCCAAGCGUCGGCUGGAGUGGUGUAAAGCUCGCCGCCAUUGGACUGGAGCAGUGGAAACGCGUUCUCGAUGCGACGGCGCACGCAGAGACCUGGCCGUGUGGUGCCAAGACAACAACCUCCCCCCUCAACGUGAUCAAGACAAAGGAGAUGAUUGUGGACUACAGGAAAAAGAAGAGGACCGAGCACGGGGCUGUAGUGGAACAGGUUGAGAGCUUCAAGUUCCUUGGUGUCCACAUCACCAACAAACUAACAUGGUCCAAGCACACCAAGACAGUCGUGAAGAGGGCACGACGAAACCUAUUCCCCCUAAGGAGACUGAAAAGAUUUGGCAUGGGUCCUCAGAUCCUCAAAAGGUUCUACAGCUGCACCAUCGAGAGCAUCCUGACUGGUUGCGUCACUGCCUGGUAUGGCAACUGCUCGGCCUCCGACCGCAAGACACUACAAAUGGUAGUGCGUACGGCCCAGUACAUCACUGGGGCCAAGCUUCCUACCAUCCAGGACCUCCAUACCAGGCGGUGUCAGAGGAAGACCCUAAAAAUUGUCAGACUCCAGCCACCCUAGUCAUAGACUGUUCUCUCUGCUACCGCACGGCAAGCGGUACCGGAGCGCCAAGUCUAGGUCCAAGAGGCUUCUAAACAGCUUCUACCCCCAAGCCAUAAGACUCCUGAACAUCUUAUCAAAUGGCUACCCAGACUAUUUGCAUUGCCCCCCCACCCCUCUUUUACACUGCUGCUACUCUGUUUAUUAUCUAUCACUUUAAUAACUCUACCUACAUUUUACAUUUUAGUCAUUUAGCAGACGCUCUUAUCCAGAGCGACUUAGUUAGUGAGUGCAUACAAUUGUUUAAAAAAAUAAAUAAAUGUAUACUACAUAUUUCCUCGACUGACCGGUGCCCCCACACAUUGACUUGGUACCGGUACCCCCUGUAUAUAGCAUCGCUAUUGUUAUUUUUACUGCUGCUAUUUAAUUAUUUGUUACUUUUUUUUAUUUUCGUAUUAUUUUAUAUAUUGUGUAUAUGUAUAAAACAUUUUUUUGGGGGGGUAUUCUUAACUGCAUUGUUGGUUAAGGGCUUGUAAGUAAGCAUUUCACUGUAAGGUCUACACCUGUUGUAUUCGGCGCAUGUGACAAAUAACAUUUGAUUUGAUGAAUCACGCUUCACCAUCUGGCAGUCCGUCGGACGAAUCUGGGGUUUGCGGAUGCCAGGAGAACACUACCUGCCCCAAUGCAUAGUGCCAACUGUAAAGUUUGGUGGAGGAGGAAUAAUGGUCUGGGGCUGUUUUUCAUGGUUUGGGCUAGGCCCCUUAGUUCCAGUGAAGUGAAAUCUUUAACACUACAGCAUACAAUAAUAUUCUAGACGAUUCUGUGCUUCCAACUUUGUGGCAACAGUUUGGGGAAGGCCCUUUCCUGUUUCAGCAUGGCAACGCCCCCCCGUGCACAAAGCGAGGUCCAUACAGAAAUUGUUUUUCGAGAUCGGUGUGUAAGAACUUGAGUGGCCUGCACAGAGCCCUGACCUCAACCCCAUCGAACACCUUUGGGAUGAGUUGGCAUUGUUCCAACAUCUAGUGGAACGCCUUCACAGAAGAGUGGAGGCUGUUAUAGCAGCGAAGGGGGGACCAACUCCAUAUUAAUGCCCAUGAUUUUGGAAUGAGAUGUUUGACGAGCAGGUGUCGACGUACUUUUGGUAAUGAAAGUUCAGGAUUAAAAAUGUGCUUUACAAGUCACAUAAGUUGCAUGGACUCACUCAGUGUGCUAUAAUAGUGUUUACCAUGAUUUUUAAAUGACUACCUCAUCUCUGCACCCCACACAUCUGUCAGGUCUCUCAGUCGAGCAGUGAAUUUCAAGCACAGACGCAAGGCUCUUAGACUCACAGCUGUAAUCACUGCCUAAGGUGAUUCUAACAUGUAUUGACUCAGGGGGUUGAAUACUGAUCUAAUCAAGAUGCAGUAUAUUAGUGUUAAAAACAUUAAUCCACUUUGACAUAGUAUUUUGUGUAGAUAGUGGACAACAAAUCCAUUUUAAUCUCACUUUGUAACAACAAAAAGUGGAAAAGGUCAACGGGUGUGGAUACUUUAUGAAGGCACUGUAGGUUAAGUUGAGUAACCUUUAUAGGGGACAUCUCCAUAGCGACACAGGGUUUGUACUUUGUACCCCAGAUGUCUCUGGACAGACAGACUCAGGUCCCAGAGAUGACACUGACACAUGUACACACACAUUCUAGGGAUGCGAGGGUCAGCCGUUUUCCGACCGAUAUCCAGCUUGCAGUUAAGUGUUGGUGUUGUAUGAGUUAGUGCUACUCUGUCGCAUAUUUCAGGAUUCAUCAAUGUGUUAGUUUAUUCUUUAAUCUCUCUUUCUCUUCCGUCAGAACAAACGAGACGAGCAUCUACUGAAGAAGAGGAACGUCCCACCGGAGGAGAGUCUGGAGGACUCAGACUUAGACUCAGACUUCAAAGGGGUGUGUGUGAGAUGUCACUUUAGCAACUCAUUUGCCAUUGCGCUGGGCUGGCUAUCUCUGAGACGAGAGACUUGUUCCAGAUGGAAAUGUACUGCCUAGAUUAUCUGUCAGGUAGGACCAGCCGGACAGGUGUGGCCAACCCUCCUGGAGUUGGAUUGACAUUAGACAUUGUGUCCGCUCUAUACAAUACAUUUCUAUGUGUGAUGUUGUAAUCUAGACAUGCGUCUUAACCCCCUGGUCUCCCCAUGGCCUCCCUAUGGUUUGUAUGAUGUAUGGGGCUCCACAGUGGGAUUUUAAUGGUGAAUUCAGAGAAGCAUUUUCACCCUGCUGACUGGAGACCUGUCACUGAGCUAAUGAAAUGAGAUGAGGAAUAGGGUCUGGCUGGGAUUAGCUGCUACCAGGUGAUGUGUAAGCAUGACAUUCUCAGCCUGUGAGCUCACACGGCCUCAACCAGCCGGUCAACACACCAACUUGGCAGCAGCCACAGAGAAAACAGCACUCUAAAAACACUGCCGUGUAGAGGGAGCCAGAGAGUGUGUGUCUCCUCAGAAUGAUCCUGCUGCCAUUCAAUAUUCAGUUAAAUCGAUGUGUAUAUGUGAAUUGUAUCCCCUCCCCCAUUUUGUUUAUCUGUAACCUGGUACUGAUGUUGUCCCUUCCCUCUCUUUACAGCAAAACAUCACACUAGAAGCCAUCUUACAGGUAAGCCUCAACUUCAAGUACGCACAUGUUGUCUACUCCUUAACUAAAAAAAACAUUAUCUCGUUCCUUCUCUCCCUCAUCCUCUGUGAGAGUGUGGUGCUGUAAUGUGCUCUCUCAUUCUCUCUCUAUCGCUGAAGAAUGCCACCAGUGAUAACGCCGUGGUCCAGCUCAAUGCCGUACAGGCUGCCAGGUAAGAGUGUGUACACAUUUUACUAUACUUGUGAGUAUCAGAAGUCCUCACAAGAUUACUAAACCAACUACAACUCAGAAGUGAGGACAUUCUGCCGGUCCUCACUUGUAAAAAUGGCUACUUAAGGAGUAGGGAUUAAGUGUUAAAAUUGAGGUUAGGGUAAAUAGGAUUUUGAAUGGGAAUCGAUUGUUGGUUCCCAGAAAGUCCUCAAGUGUAGUAAGACGUGUGAUCACCAUGUCCUUCUCUCUGCUUUGUAUCUCUCAAACCCUGUUUUCUAUUCCAUGACUGAAACAUAACACUUCCUGUUUUUGUGUCCGUCAGAAAACUCCUCUCCAGUGACAGAAAUCCUCCCAUUGAUGACUUGAUAAAGUCAGGCAUCCUGCCCAUCCUAGUCAAAUGCCUGGAGAGAGAUGACAAGUGAGUCUGCUGCUGCAUCAGCCCAAUGUCCUCCCUUGGACUAUCUCUACUAUUGCACUGUUGGGACAUUUACUGGGAGGGAAUCCUGUAGUCUGACAUGUGUAAUGGCUUGGAGAUAUGAUGCAGAUAAGCUGUGUGUGUGGCAGGCACAGGACAGUCCCUUGGCCCUUUUGUCUGGAGCCAACCCAAAUAAAAAAAAUCCCCAUUCCCAGGACCUUGUGUUCCGGGCAACACACACACACACACACACACACACAGGACCUUGUGGUCAGGAAGGGAGACAGACAAACACCCAGGACAGUAGGGGGCUUGAGGGGAGUUUGGGUGGUCGCCAUAGUGAUGUGUUGUGGCUGCACAGCUGUAAGGGUGACCACCACUGCAGUCUGUCAGGAGGAAGAUAUUAGUGGAAGGCCUCUCAUUCUUUCUCACUCUCUCCCCCUCCUUUCUCUCCUCUAGUCCAUCUCUCCAGUUCGAGGCAGCCUGGGCCCUGACCAACAUAGCGUCUGGCACCUCACAACAGACCCAGGCUGUGGUCAAAUCCAGUAAGUUCAACAGCUCACCCAGCGGUCGGUCACUCUGCCCUGCUCUUAUUCUGACUGUCUGGGGUCGGUCGGUCACUCUGCCCUGCUCUUAUUCUGACUGUCUGGGGUCGGUCACUGUUUCUGUUAUGUUAUAUUUGUGUGUGAAAUUGAUCUGUCAAUUUCUAACUCUGUGUGUGUACGUACAGAUGCUGUUCCCCUGUUCCUGCGGCUUCUUCACUCUCCCCAUCAGAAUGUUUGUGAGCAGGCUGUAUGGGCUGUAGGUAACAUCAUAGGUGAGUAAAGAGAGACUCACAUGCUGACCACACCGGGCAUGCGCAUGUUGAUUUUGUCCAAUCACACCAGACGCAAUCAGGACACGCAGGUUGAAAUAUCAAAACGAACUCUGAACCAUCUAUAUUAAUUUGGGGACAAGUUGAAAUGCAUGAAACAUUCAUGGACAUUUAGCUUGCUGUUGCUAGCUAAUUUGUCCUGGGAUAUAAACAUUGGGUUGUUAUUUUACCUGAAAUGCACAAGGUCCUUUUUUUUCUGGAUCUUUGUAGAAUUUUGACCCAUUUUGAGUCACAAAAUCGUGUGUUCUCCACUCCGACAAUUAAUCCACCGAUAAAAGGAGAAACCUAGUUAAUUUCUAGUAAUCUCUCCUCCUUCAGUCGUCUUCUGUGGACUUUAGAUUGUGGUUGGUAACCAACUUUAAGGUGCAUUACCACCACCAACUGGACUGGAGUGUGGACUUCAGUUCAUCUUUCAAUCACCCAUGUGGGUGUAUGCUCCUAAAAACCAAUGAGGAGAUGGGAGAGGCGGGACUUGCAGUGCGUCAAGCGUCACAAAUAGAACCAAGUUCUAUUUUAGCACCUGGCUACGCAGACGCUCGUUGACGCACGAGCAGUUUGGAUGAAAUGAUUGAAUAACAUGUGUACAUUUAUUUAGCCACACUCUUGCACGUAACGCGAGUGGUGUGGUCAGCAUGUCAGCGAAAUGACGUUGCCAUGACCUAAUCAGUUGACUUGACCAGGAAAAACGCUGUACCCUAAUGAUGACCCCUGACCUUUAACCUGUGACGCUCCUCCCGCAGGAGAUGGGCCACAGUGCAGGGAUUAUGUCAUCUCCCUGGGUGUGGUCAAGCCCCUGCUGUCCUUUAUCAACCCCUCCAUCCCCAUCACUUUCCUCCGCAACGUCACCUGGGUCAUCGUCAACCUCUGUCGCAACAAGGACCCACCACCCCCCAUGGAUACAGUACAGGAGGUAGGUAGGUGUGGGUACCGUGUGUGUUUUGUGUGAGCAGUGUUCUAGUGGGCCUCUCCAGCCAGUCAGCCAAAUGACACUUAUCACUAGGAGGAAUGUUUAGCUACAGAACUUACAUGGCCACAUUUUCCAGUCUGCUUUUGAAGCCUCAUCUUUUCCUCUCCACCUCAAACUGUUUUCUCCUUCCCAGAUUCUCCCAGCGCUGUGUGUUCUUCUAUACCACACAGAUAUAAAUGUAAGUAUAUGUUCAUUACCCCUAAAUGGUACAGUUGGCAGACCAUCAUUUUGACAUCAGCAGCUCAAAUAAAACAACACUUAUUGGACUCCUUGAUGACGUGUGUGUGUGUGUGUAGAUCCUGGUGGACACGGUGUGGGCUCUGUCCUACCUGACAGACGGUGGGAACGAGCAAAUUCAGAUGGUGAUAGACUCUGGCGUGGUCCCCUUCCUCGUCCCUCUGCUCAGCCACCAGGAGGUCAAAGUUCAGGUAAGAGGGCUCAACAGGGGGCACCAUAGAAUUGGGAACAAUUACCAUGGUAACUGAUACAAUUCAGACUUGGACCCGAACACACUGUGGUACAGAUGGUGUGCAUCAUUUCCCUCUUUCCUUGAAAGAAUCAUUGAUUGGAUUGGUAAAAGCAACAAGUAUGGAAACCUUGGCUUUACUGAUCACGAGGGCUAGGAGUAUUUUAGUAAAACUGCAGCCAUAUGUUCAAGAAAAAGUCCUAGCUCUACUUACAACAUACAGAUCAAUGAUCAUUUCAAGGAUGGGAGAAAACAAUGCAUUUUAUAAGUAGUAAAUCAGGGUGUUUUUUGUAUUUUCUGAUGUGUUGACAUUGUGGGUCUUGACUUGCUGUGACAUCACUUCCUGCAGACUGCUGCUCUGAGGGCAGUGGGGAACAUUGUGACGGGGACAGACGAGCAGACGCAAGGGGUUCUCAACUGUGACGUCCUCUCCCACUUCCCCAACCUGCUUACACACCCCAAAGAGAAGAUCAACAAGGUAGCACACACACACUCUCCCGGAGAGGGAACAGGAAGGGCAAGGGACAUGGGGAGGAGGAGGGGAGAAGCUAAUGUCCAGGCUUUUCUAUGAUUGGCCUGCUAAUAGGAAACUUUUUGGUUUGACUGUGUGUGAUUGGACUGUUAAUAGGAAGUGUUGUGGCAUAACUGUCUGUGAUUGGUUCGUCUACAGGAAGCAGUGUGGUUCCUGUCCAAUAUCACGGCUGGUAACCAGCAGCAGGUUCAGGCUGUGAUCGAUGCAGGACUCAUCCCCCUGAUUAUCCACCAGCUGGCCAAGGUGAGAGAGCUGUGGUGUGUGUCGGCAUCCGUCUGUAGCGUAGCCAGACGUGUUAUUUGGGUGGGCCAUCAAAAAAAAAAACUUUCUACACUAACUGCACAUUUUGCCAUGGGGCAAAGAGAAAAAUGUGCUGUUAUCUAGCUAAUCUCAUGCUAUUCUACACCUUUUGCCAUGAGGCUGAGAGAAAAUGUUACUGUUUUUAAAGCAGAUUUCUGGCAAUUCUACACUUUGUCAUGGGGCAGAGAGGAAAAACUGUAGUUGUGUAGCUAAUCUCAUUAGUGUUGCACGGUACCACGGUACUCUCGCCUGUUAUAAAAUGUUUAUUAAGUCAGUUUUGUUUAUAAACUAUUUGAAUUUUUUAAGCAACAGUAACAAUUCGCUUGUAUGCGCCAGUCCAAUAAUGUCAGCGGAUCACGUGUGGCAGCUGUAAUCAGCCAGCCAUAUCCAAUUCCAGCCAUCACUCACCUGCUUCUCUCUGUCUGCUCAUCCUGCAUCAGUUUAUAAAAUGUAAUUUAGCCAUGAUGUCGAGGGGGGAUGCAGACCCUAAUCAGUAUUCUGUUACAUUUGUAAUAAUAAUUUGUACAUUUGAUACAUUGGAGCAGCGUGCAGAGUGAGCAAAGUUGAUACACUGAAUCAUUUCAUCCCUGGUAUAACCAAGAGCACAGGCCAGUCUGAGUAGGCCUUGCAAGUUCGCUGUCACGCAGCAGUGCCAGAGAGGAAAAAUUGUUUCGCAACAAGCAUGCAGCUUUACAGCAAAGAAACCGGCUUGUCUCUAGCUCAAACGGGUUUAAAAAAAUGUUUUUUUUUCUGCGCGAUGUCGCGCACAUUUGAUAUAAUUUCACAAACCAUGUCACUGGCCGAUUUAAACUAAUACCGGAUUUUGCAUUUUUAAAGCUUCUUUUUUUGUGUGUGUGUAUUAGGGGAGAGGCGUUGUGCCGUGAGGUGUUGCUUUAUGUUUUUUUUAAACCAGGUUUGCUGUUCAUUUGAACAAUAUGAGAUGGAACGAAAUUCCAUGCAAUAAUGGCUCUAUAUAAUACUGUACGCUUUCUUGAAUUUGUUCUGGAUUUGGGGACUGUGAAAAGACAUCUGGUGGGGUAAGUUUGUAAGUUGCAAACAAUUUAGAAUUUUCAAUACAUUGUUUCUUAUAAAAAUAAGUGAUGCAGUCAGUCUCUCCUAAACUCUCAGCCAAGAGAGACUGGCAUGCAUAGUAUUUAUAUCAGCCCUCUGAUUACAAUGAAGAGCAAGACGUGCCCCUCUGUUUUGGGCCAGCUGUGGCUUAACUAGGUCUUUCUUUGCAGCACUGGACCACACGACUGGACAAUAAUCAAGAUUAGACUAAACUAGAGCCUGCAGGACUUGCUUUUUGGAGUGUGGUGUCAAAAAAGUAGAGCAUCUCUUUAUUACGGACAGACCUCUCCCCAUCUUUUACAACUGUUUAACUUUUUUGUUUGGAUCCCGCGACAUAGUUGGCAUCAGUUGCUGGGAUUGCUAGUCUCUGUCCAGUGAUCCUGCCGACCAAGGACGGGUCUGAGGAGCUAUUUGGCGUUGCAGCUAGCCUAGCUGCUAGCUAGCAGCAUAUCAAGCUAGCAGGGUUUUCUAGUUGAGGGCUUAAACGCAGCCCGCGACGCUGUAAGCCAUUGUGGCUGAGACCGCGGAUUGUCCUGGGUUUGUGGCUGUCUAGAUCCCUGCUGUUUGUUGUUUUCAAUCUUCCCUGUGACCUGCCCUGUCGAACUGCGAGGAGUAACAACGUAACCUACGUUGCUAGCUACCAUGACAAAGACCAAAGCUGGCGGGAGUACCGUUGUCGAGGACAGUGGUAUCUCUAUCACACGUGAAGGAUCUUUUAAACGAACAAAAAUAGUUCUACAAGCAGUUGUUACAACAAGAAAAUAGCUUCAAGUGCUUUGUCCAAAUACUGGUGGAUUCGACUAAUAAAAGAAUGGACGACCUGACCAGAGAGGUCCAGGGCCUAAAGAACAGUUUGCAGUUCUCCCAAGGUCAGCUCGAUGAGUUGAAACAGGAGAACGGCAAGAUUACAGCAAUCUGUAAGUCAUUGAGAGAGGACAUCAGUUCUGUGUGUGAAUCCAUGAUAACAAUGAUGGAUAAAUCUCAAGGGACAUUCAAGGUGUAACAACAUGGUUGUGGACGGAAUUGCAGAAUCUCCACAUUACAUUUUACAUUUACGUCAUUUAGCAGACGCUCUUAUCCAGAGCGACUUACAAAUUGGUGCAUUCACCUUAUAGCCAGUGGGAUAACCACUUUUAUAUAUAUAUAGAUAGAUAGAUAAUAUUUUUUUUCUUUCUUUGUGGUGGGGUAAGGGGGGGUAGAAGGAUUACUUUAUCCUAUCCCAGGUAUUCCUUAAAGAGGUGGGGUUUCAAGUGUCUCUGGAAGGUGGUGAGUGACUCCGCUGUCCUGGCGUCGUGAGGGAGCUUGUUCCACCAUUGGGGUGCCAGAGCAGCGAACGUAUUUGACUGGGCUGAGCGGGAACUGUGCUUCUGCAGAGGUAGGGGGGCCAGCAGGCCAGAGGUGGAUGAACGCAAUGCCCUCGUUUGGGUGUAGGGACUGAUCAGAGCCUGAAGGUACGGAGGUGCCGUUCCCCUCACAGCUCCGUAGGCAAGCACCAUGGUCUUGUAGCAGAUGCGAGCUUCAACUGGAAGCCAGUGGAGUGUGCGGAGGAGCAGGGUGACAUGAGAGAACUUGGGAAGGUUGAACACCAGACGGGCUGCAGCAUUCUGGAUGAGUUGUAGGGGUUUAAUGGCACAGGCAGGGAGCCCAGCCAACAGCGAGUUGCAGUAAUCCAGAUGGGAGAUGACAAGUGCCUGGAUUAGGACCUGUGCCGCUUCCUGUGUAAGGCAGGGUCGUACUCUCCGAAUGUUGUAGAGCAUGAACCUACAGGAUCGGGUCACCGCCUUGAUGUUAGCGGAGAACGACAGGGUGUUGUCCAGGGUCACGCCAAGGCUCUUCGCACUCUGGGAGGAGGACACAACGGAGUUGUCAACCGUGAUGGCGAGAUCAUGGAACGGGCAGUCCUUCCCCGGGAGGAAGAGCAGCUCCGUCUUGCCGAGGUUCAGCUUGAGGUGGUGAUCCGUCAUCCACACUGAUAUGUCUGCCAGACAUGCAGAGAUGCGAUUCGCCACCUGGUUAUCAGAAGGGGGAAAGGAGAAGAUUAGUUGUGUGUCGUCUGCGUAACAAUUAUAGGAGAGGCCAUGUGAGGAUAUGACAGAGCCAAGUGACUUGGUGUAUAGCGAGAAUAGGAGAGGGCCUAGAACUGAGCCCUGGGGGACACCAGUGGUGAGAGCACGUGGUGCGGAGACAGAUUCUCGCCACGCCACUUGGUAGGAGCGACCGGUCAGGUAGGACGCAAUCCAAGAGUGAGCCGCACCAGAGAUGCGCAACUCGGAGAGGGUGGAGAGGAGGAUCUGAUGGUUCACAGUAUCAAAGGCAGCAGACAGGUCUAGAAGGACAAGAGCAGAGGAGAGCGAGUUAGCUUUAGCAGUGCGGAGAGCCUCCGUGACACAGAGAAGAGCAGUCUCAGUUGAAUGACCAGUCUUGAAACCUGACUGGUUUGGAUCAAGAAAGUCAUUCUGAGAGAGAGAGCAAGAGAGUUGGCUAGAGAUGGCACGCUCAAGAGUUUUGGAGAGAAAAGAAAGAAGAGAUACUGGUCUGUAGUUGUUGACAUCGGAGGGAUCAAGUGUUGGUUUUUUGAGGAGGGGUGCAACUCUCGCUCUCUUGAAGACGGAAGGGACAUAGCCAGCGGGCUAUGAGUUGAUGAGCGAAGUGAGGUAAGGGAGAAGGUCACCGGAGAUGGUCUGGAGAAGAGAGGAGGGGAUAGGGUCAAGCGGGCAGGUUGUUGGGCGGCUGGCCGUCGCAAGAUUUCAUCUGGAGAGAGAGGGGAGAAGGAGGUCAAAGCAUAGGGUAGGGCAGUGUGAGCAGGACCAGCAGUGUCAUUUGACUUAACAAACGAGGAUCGGAUGUCGUCAACCUUCUUUUCAAAAUGGUUGACGAAGUCAUCCACAGAGAGGGGGGAGGGGGAGGAGGAUUCAGCAGGGAGGAGAAGGUGGCAAAUAGCUUCCUAGGGUUAGAGGCAGAUGCUUGGAAUUUAGUGGUAGAAAGUGGCUUUAGCAGCAGAAACAGAUGAAGAAAAUGUAGAGAGGAGGGAGUGAAAAGAUGCCAGGUCUGCAGGGAGUCUAGUUUUCCUCCAUUUCCGCUCGGCUGCCCGGAGCCCUGUUCCGUGAGUUCGCAAUGAGUCGUCAAACCACGGAGCAGGAGGGGAGGACCGAGCCAGCCGGGAGGAUAGGGGACAUAGAGAGUCACAGGAUGCAGAAAGGGAGGAGAGGAGGCAGAAUCAGGAGAUUGGAGGGAGAAGAAUUGAGCAGAGGGAAGAGAUGAUGGGAUGGAAGAGGAGAGAGUAGCGGGAGAGAGAGCGAAGGUUGCGACGGCGCAUUACCAUCUGAGUAGGGGCAGAGUGAGUAGUGUUGGAGGAGAGCGAGAGAGAAAAGGAUACAAAGUAGUGGUCGGAGACAUGGAGGGGAGUUGCAGUGAGAUUAGUAGAAGAACAGCAUCUAGUAAAGAUGAGGUCAAGCGUAUUGCCUGCCUUGUGAGUAGGGGGGGACGGUGAGAGGGUGAGGUCAAAAGAGGAGAGGAGUGGAAAGAAGGAGGCAGAGAGAAAUGAGUCAAAGGUAGACGUAGGGAGGUUGAAGUCACCCAGAACUGUGAGGGGUGAGCCAUCCUCAGGAAAGGAACUUAUCAAGGUGUCAAGCUCAUUGAUGAACUCUCCAAGGGAACCUGGAGGGCGAUAAAUGACAAGGAUGUUAAGCUUGAAUGGGCUAGUGACUGUGACAGCAUGGAAUUCAAAUGAGGAGAUCGACAGAUGGGUCAGGGGAAAAAGAGAGAAUGUCCACUUGGGAGGGAUGAGGAUUCCUGUGCCACCGCCGCGCUGACCAGAUGCUCUCGGGGUAUGCGAGAACACAUGAUCAGACGAGGAAAGAGCAGUAGGAGUAGUAGUGUUUUCUGUGGUAAUCCAUAUUUCCGUCAGCGCCAAGAAGUCGAGGGACUGGAGGGUGGCAUAGGCUAAGAUGAACUCUGCCUUGUUGGCCGCAGAACAGCAGUUCCACAGGCUACCGGAGACCUGGAACGCCACGUGGGUCGUGCGUGCAGGGACCACCAGAUUAGUGGCCGCAGCCACGCCGUGUGAAGCGUUUGUAUGGCCUUUGCGGAGAGAAGAGAACAGGGAUAGACAGACACAUAGUUGACAGGCUACAGAAAAGGCUACAAUAAUGCAAAGGAGAUUGGAAUGAAAUUAACUAAGCAUCUGGGAAAGCGAGAGAGCGGGGCCUCCCUCACGUUUCACUGAAACACUCAAAUAUAACUCUCCCAACUUCCACUUUAGAUUAAUAGACUUUAGUUAGUGUCUGGUCUAUUAGCGAUGUUACCAAACAGUAGUUCUGUCUCUUGCCUCUAGUUAGCGUCUGGUCUAUUAGCGAUGUUACCAACAGACUAGUUCUGUCUCAAACAAAAUCCGUAGACUGUACAGUUUAAACAGCUUGGAAAAUUCCAGAAAAUGAUGUCAUGGCUUUAGAAGCUUCUGAUAGACUAAUUGACAUAAUUUGAGUCAAUUGGAGGUGUACCUGUGGAUGUAUUUCAAGGCCUACCUUCAAACUCAGUGCCUCUUUGCUUGACAUAAUGGGAAAAUCAAAAGAAAUCAGCCAUGACCUCAGAAUAAACAUUGUAGACCUCCACAAGUCUGGUUAAUCCUUGGGAGUUAUUUCCAAACGCCUGAAGGUACCACGUUCAUCUGUACAAACAAUAGUACGCAAGUAUAAACACCACGGGACCACGCAGCCGUCAUACCGCUCAGGAAGGAUACGCGUUCUGUCUCCUAGAGAUUAACGUACUUUGGUGCGAAAAGUGCAUAUCAAUCCCAGAACAACAGCAAAGGACCUUGUGAAGAUGCUGGAGGAAACAGGUACAAAAGUAUCUACAGUUGAAGUCGGAAGUUUACAUACACCUUAGCAAAAAUACAUUUAUACUCAGUUUUUCACAAUUCUUGACAUUUAAUCCUAGUAAAAAUGCUCUGUUUUAGGUCAGUUAGGAUCACCACUUUAAGAAUGUGAAAUGUCAGAAUAAUAGUAGUGAUUUAUUUCAGCUUUUAUUUCUUUCAUCACAUUCCCAGUGGGUCAGAAGUUUACAUACACUCAAUUAGUAUUUGGUAGCAUUGCCUUUAAAUUGUUUAACUUGGGUCAAAUGUUUUGAGUAGCCUUCCACAAGCUUCUCACAAUAAGUUGGGUGAAUUUUGGCCCAUACCUCCUGACAGAGCUGGUGUAACUGAGUCAGGUUUGUAGGCCUCCUUGCUCGCACACGCCUUUUCAGUUCUGCCCACACAUUUUCUAUAGGAUUGAGGUCAGGGUUUUGUGAUGGCCACUCCAAUACCUUGACUUUGUUGUCCUUAAGCCAUUUUGCCACAACUUUGGAAGUAUGCUUGGGGUCACUGUCCAUUUGGAAGACCCAUUUGCGACCAAGCUUUAACUUCCUGACAGAUGUCUUGAUGUUGCUUCAAUAUAUCCACAUAAUUUUCCUUCCUCAUGAUGCCAUCUAUUUUGUGAAGUGCACCAGUCCCUUCUGCAGCAAAGCACCCCCACAGCAUGAUGCUGCCACCCCCGUGCUUCACGGUUGGGAUGGUGAUCUUUUCCUCCAAACAUAACAAUGGUCAUUAUGGCCAAACAAAUCUAUUUGUGUUUCAUCAGACCAGAGGACAUUUCUCCAAAAAGUAAGAUCUUUGGCCCCAUGUGCAGUUGCAAACAAUAGUCUGGCUUUUUUAUGGCGGUUUUGGAGCAGUGGCUUCUUCCUUGAUGAGCGGCCUUUCAGGUUGGCCCUCCUGUAGCUCAGUUGGUAGAGCAUGGCGUUUGCAACGCAAGGGUUGUGGCGUCGUUUCCCACGGGAGGCCAGUAUGAAAAAUGUAUGCACUCACGAAUUGUAAGUCGCUCCGGAUAAGAGCGUCUGCUAAAUGACUAAAAUGUAAAUGUGAAAAUAGGACUUGUUUUACUGUGGAUAUAGAUACUUUUGUACCUGUUUCCUCCAGCAUCUUCACAAGGUCCUUUGCUGUUGUUCUGUGAUUGAUUUGCACUUUUCGCACCAAAGUACGUUAAUCUCUAGGAGACAGAACGCGUCUCCUUCCUGAGCGGUAUGAUGGCUGCGUGGUCCCAUGGUGUUUAUACUUGCGUACUAUUGUUUGUACAGAUGAACGUGGUACCUUCAGGCAUUUGGAAAUUGCUCCCAAGGAUGAACCAGACUUGUGGAGGUCUACAAUUCUUUUUCUGAGGUCUUGGCUGAUUUUCUUUUGAUUUUCCUAUGUCAAGCAAGGAGGCACUGAGUUUGAAGGUAGGCCUUGAAAUUCAUCCACAGGUACACCUCCAAUUGACUCAAACAAUGUCAAUUAUCCUAUCAGAAGCUUCUAAAGCCAUGACAUCAUUUUCUGGAAUUUUCCAAGCUGUUUAAAGGCACAGUCAACUUGGUGUAUGUAAACUUCUGACCCACUGGAAUGUUGAUAUAGUGAAAUAAUCUGUCUGUAAACAAUUGUUGGAAAAAUUACUUGUCAUGCACAAAGUAGAUGUCCUAACCGACUUGCCAAAACUAUAGUUUGUUAACAAGACAUUUGUGGAGUGGUUGAAAAAUGAGUUUUAAUGACUCCAACCUAAGUGUAUUUAAACUUCCGACUUCAACUGUAUAUCCACAGUAAAAACGAGUCCUAUAUCGACAACUUGAAUGGCCGCUCAGCAAGGAAGAAGCAAUUGCUCCAAAACCGCCAUAAAAAAGCCAGACUACGGUUUGCAACUGCACAUGAGAACAAAGAUCGUACUUUUUGGAGAAAUGUCCUCUGGUCUGAUGAAACAAAAAUAGAACUGUUUGGCCAUAAUGACCAUUGUUAUGUUUGGAGGAAAAAGGGGAUGCUUGCAAGCCGAAGAACACCAUCCCAACCGUGAAGCACGGAGGUGGCAGCAUCAUGCACUUCACAAAAUAGAUGGCAUCAUAAGGAAGGAAAAUGAUGUGGAUAUAUUGAAGCAACAUCAAGACAUCAGUCAGGAAGUUAAAGCUUGGUCCCCAAGCAUACUUCCAAAGUUGUGGCAAAAUUGCUUAAGGACAACAAAGCCAAGGUAUUGGAGUGGCCAUCACAAAGCCCUGACCUCAAUCCUAUAGAAAAUUUGUGGGCUGAACUGAAAAAGCGUGUGCGAGCAAGGAGGCCUACAAACCUGACUCAGUUACACCAGCUCUGUCAGGAGGAAGGGGCCAAAAUUCACCCAACUUAUUGUGGGAAGCUUGUGGAAGGCUACCCCAAACGUUUGACCCAAGUUAAACAAUUUUAAAGGCAAUGCUACCAAAUACUAAUUGAGUGUAUGUAAACUUCUGACCCAUUUGGGAAUGUGAUUAAAUAAAUAAAAGCUGAAAUAAAUUAUUCUCCCUACUAUUAUUCUGACAUUUCACAUUCUUUAAAAUAAAGUGGUGAUCCUAACUGACCUAAGACAGGGGAUUUUUACUAGGAUUAAAUGUCAGGAAUUGUGAAGAACUGAGUUGAAAUAUAUUUGGCUAAGGUGUAUGUAAACUUCUGACUUCAACUGUAAAUAAUAAAUAAUCAACCAGUGCAGAUAUGAAUUGCCGUAGUCAAUUCAAUCAUCUUUUUCUUGCCAAGGUAGGAUUUACCCUCCGUCGUCCUCUUCCAAACCUCUCCUCUCCACUUUGAAUGACCUUUUCUUGACUGGCUGGCCAUUUCUCCUCCCCCUCGGUUGUGCCUCUACAAGCAAAAAUGUACUUAAGUACAUAUAACUCAUUACUUUUAGCGUGUUACUACCCACCUCUGCCCGUUUGGAACACUGACAAGUAGAGAUAAUAAAGGAUAUAUCUGAUUGGGUGGGCCUGGCUCCGCCGUACGUACAUGGCUGGUGUCUGUGUGAGCCUGAGAGAGAUUAUAUUCCUGUCAUUGCUGUGUAGUGAUAUGUUACGUAGUGCUGACAGCCUGUGUGUCUGCAGGGGGACUUUGGGACUCAGAAGGAGGCAGCAUGGGCCAUCAGCAACCUCACCAUCAGUGGCAGGAAAGACCAGGUGAGUCUUACACACACACACACACACACACACACUGCAACCUCUAUCAGCCAUAGGAGAGACUACUGACUUAGACAUGGACCGGUACGGGGCUGCACUGCCAUGCCAGGGCCUCUAGAGCUGGAGCAUUCAUACUAGUGAGUUUAUUAACUAGUCUAAUGCCAGUGACUGAACCUGCUUACACAAUCAUAAGUGUCAGCAGUUAUUUGUCAGAAAUGCUUACUGCUGUCUUUUCUGUGUGUAGGUGGAGUACCUGGUGCAGCAGAAUGUGGUCCCUCCGUUCUGCAGCCUGCUGUCAGUGAAGGACUCCCAGGUGGUCCAGGUGCUCCUAGACGGCCUCAAGAACGUCCUCAUCAUGGCCGGGGACGAGGCCAGCACCGUCACUGAGAUCAUAGAGGAGUGUGGAGGUGUGUGUGCCUGCAUAUUCUCAUGAUGGGUAGAGGAGGUACUGUAUGUCUGAAGUGAAUUGAUGCUUUCUGACUGUUCCUCCCUCUGAUCUGCUCAGGUCUGGAGAAGAUUGAGAAUCUGCAGCAACAUGAGAAUGAGGACAUCUACAAACUAGCCUUCGAGAUUAUUGACCAGUACUUCUCAGGCGACGAUGUGAGUUAGAAAUCACACACAGUCCAGGGUUUCCUUUAGGAAAAUGUGGCGCCAGACAUUUGACCUGAAGCAUUUUCAUUAACCCGACCCAUAUGCAUUGGGUGCGUAACCUGAUUAGGGCGUCCACCCACGGUGCUCAGAUUGACAAAUCACAUUUAGAUUAAGGUAAUUAAUCUUAACAGAACAUGCAACUCGAGGAUGCAACGGCGUGCGUCCUUACCGAAUUCCGAUGUGCACUUUGAAAAUGUUAGAAUAACUGUCCACAUUUUACUUUUCCUCAGCCAGUAGAAAAGUUGACCUAAUCUAUUGGUCAGCUUGUUCUCUACGAGAAAUAAAUAGCCUUUUCAAAACACUGUGACAGUUGUGGGAAGAUAGAUCCCAAAUUCAUCCAACCAGUAGGCCUAGGCUACAUAAAAUCCAAUAAAAAAAACUUAAAAAGCAAUAAGGCUGAUGCGACAGAUGAGAACACUUAGCUUAAAAUGUUGAUAAACUAUUUCUUCACAUUAUUAUAGCAAUGUGCACAAGGCAGUAGACUAUACACAAAUGUUUCUUUCACAAUGCAAUUAGCGGUAAAACACCGUUGUCAAAAGUGCACCGCACUUGUGAGCAGUUUCAUGUCACAGAGAUGACUAGGAUUGUGACAUUGGCCAUUGCCUACUGGACAAUGAAAGAAAGUUGAUUUGAAAACCAAAAGAACAUCAGUGAAAUAGGCUAGCCUACUGGUUUCAGUGGCAAAUUGAAGUAUUUUUAAAAUAAUUGCCUCCACGGAUAUGGUCGGAUUUUGGCUAGGCUACUUUGAAGCAAGGUGCUUCAUAAUAUGUAGUAAAAGGUUCUGGUUUCAAACAAUUAAAGCUGCAAUAUGUAACUUUUUGGGCGACCUGACCAAAUUCACAUAGAAACGUGAGUUAUAGAUCUGUCAUUCUCAUUGAAGAAAGUCUAAAAAGCAGAUCUGUUCUAUGUGUACUAUUUCUAUGCUUCCUGUUCUUUAAGUUUCAUUUUUGCGAUUUUUACUUUCGGUUUUGUACACCAGCUUCAAACAGCUGAAAAUACAAUAUUUUUGGUUAUGGAUAAGAUGCACUACAUUACCAAAAGUAUGUGGACACCUGCUCGUCAAACAUCUCAUUCCAAAAUCAUGGGCGUUAAUUUGAAGUUCGUCCCCCCCUUUGCUGCUAUAACAGCCUUCACUCUUCUGGGAAGGCGUUCCACUAGAUGUUGGAACAUUGCUGCGGGGACUUGCUUCCAUUCAGCCACGAGCAUUCGUGAGGUCGGGCAAUGAUGUUGGCCAAUUAGGAAUGGCUCGCGGUCGGCGUUCCAAUUCAUCCCAAAGGUGUUAGAUGGGGUCGAGGUCAGGGCUCUGUGCAGGCCAGUGAAAAGUCAAGUUCUUCCACACCGACCUACAGUGGGGGGGGGGGAAAGUAUUUAGUCAUCCACCAAUUGUGCAAGUUCUCCCACUUAAAAAGAUGAGAGAGGCCUGUAAUUUUCAUCAUAGGUACACGUCAACUAUGACAGACAAAUUGAGAGAAAAAAUCCAGAAAAUCACAUUGUAGGAUUUUUAAUGAAUUUAUUUGCAAAUUAUGGUGGAAAAUAAGUAUUUGGUCUCCUACAAACAAGCAAGAUUUCUGACUCUCACAGACCUGUAACUUCUUCUUUGAGGCUCCUCUGUCCUCCACUCGUUACCUGUAUUAAUGGCACCUGUUUGAACUUGUUAUCAGUAUAAAAGACACCUGUCCACAACCUCAAACAGUCACACUCCAAACUCCACUAUGGCCAAGACCAAAGAGCUGUCAAAGGAUACCAGAAACAAAAUUGUAGACCUGCACCAGGCUGGGAAGACUGAAUCUGCAAUAGGUAAGCAGCUUGGUUUGAAGAAAUCAACUGUGGGAGCAAUUAUUAGGAAAUGGAAGACAUACAAGACCACUGAUAAUCUCCCUCGAUCUGGGGCUCCACGCAAGAUCUCACCCGUGGGGUCAAAAUGAUCACAAGAACGGUGAGCAAAAAUCCCAGAACCACACGGGGGACCUAGUGAAUGACCUGCAGAGAGCUGGGACCAAAGUAACAAAGCCUACCAUCAGUAACACACUACGCCGCCAGGGACUCAAAUCCUGCAGUGCUAGACGUGUCCCCCUGCUUAAGCCAGUACAUGUCCAGGCCCGUCUGAAGUUUGCUAGAGUGCAUUUGGAUGAUGAUCCAGAAGAGGAUUGGGAGAAUGUCAUAUGGUCAGAUGAAACCAAAAUAUAACUUUUUGGUAAAAACUCAACUCGUCGUGUUUGGAGGACAAAGAAUGCUGAGUUGCAUCCAAAGAACACCAUACCUACUGUGAAGCAUGGGGGUGGAAACAUCAUGCUUUGGGGCUGUUUUUCUGCAAAGGGACCAGGACGACUGAUCCGUGUAAAGGAAAGAAUGAAUGGGGCCAUGUAUCGUGAGAUUUUGAGUGAAAACCUCCUUCCAUCAGCAAGGGAAUUGAAGAUGAAACGUGGCUGGGUCUUUCAGCAUGACAAUGAUCCCAAACACACCGCCCGGACAACGAAGGAGUGGCUUCGUAAGAAGCAUUUCAAGGUCCUGGAGUGGCCUAGCCAGUCUCCAGAUCUCAACCCCAUAGAAAAUCUUUGGAGGGAGUUGAAAGUCCGUGUUGCCCAGCGACAGCCCCAAAACAUCACUGCUCUAGAGGAGAUCUGCAUGGAGGAAUGGGCCAAAAUACCAGCAACAGUGUGUGAAAACCUUGUGAAGACUUACAGAAAACGUUUCACCUGUGUCAUUGCCAACAAAGGGUAUAUAACAAAGUAUUGAGAAACUUUUGUUAUUGACCAAAUACUUAUUUUCCACCAUAAUUUGCAAAUAAAUUCAUAAAAAAUCCUACAAUGUGAUUUUCUGGAUUUUUUUUCUCAUUUUGUCUGUCAUAGUUGACAUGUACCUAUGAUGAAAAUUACAGGCCUCAUCUUUUUAAGUGGGAGAACUUGCACAAUUGGUGGCUGACUAAAUACUUUUUUCCCCCACUGUAGAUGCCAUUUCUGUAUGGACCUCACUUUGUGCACGGGGUCAUUGUCAUGCUGAAACAGGAAAGGGCCUUCCCCAAACUGUUGCCACAAAGUUGGAAGCACAGAAUCGUCUAGAAUGUAAUUGUAUAAUGUAGCAUUAAGAUUUCCCUUCACUGGAACUAAGGGGCCUUGCCUGAACCAUGAAAAACAGCCCCAGACCAUUAUUCCUCCUCCACCAAAGUGUACAGUUAGCGCUAUGCAUUCGGGCAGGUAGCGUUCUCCUGGCAUCCGCCAAACCCAGAUUUGUCCAUCAGACUGCCAGAUGAUGAAGCGCGAUUCAUCACUCCAUUGAACGCGUUCCCACUGCUCCAGAGUCCAAUGGCGGCAAGCUUUGCAGCACUCCAGCCAACGCUUGGCAUUGUGCAUGGUGAUCUUAUGCUUGUGUGUGCGGCUUCUUGGCAAUGGAAACCCAUUUCAUGAAGCUCCCGACGAACAGUUAUUGUGCUGAAGUUGCUUCCAGAUGCAGUUUGGACCUCGGUAGUGAGUGUUGAAACUGAGGACUGACAUUUUUACGCACUUCAGCACUCAGUGGUCCCGUUGUGUCAGCAAUGGGUGUAGCUGAAAUAGCCGAAUCCACUCAUUUGUGUCCACUUACUUUUGUGUGUAUAUAGUGCAUUUCACAGCAGUUUUAAAUGGUACAAUGAUUCUCUACACUAUACUUGCUUGCUUUGUGACAUAAACUGAAGUUAGGAAGGCUAUUUGAAUUUUAGCAACCAGGAAAUGGCGGAGCGAUUUCUGCGUAGUGCAUCUUUUUUAAGGAUAUGUUUUCAAAAUGCAUACUGUCCCCAGCUCACUGCAAAGUGAUGUGAUGCGCUGAAGCCUGCCUACCGUUGCCAGCUUCUGGAAUUGUGUACAGAUCCUUGCGACGUGGGGCCGUGCAUUAUCAUGCUGAAACGUGGUGGCAGCAGAUGAGUGGCACGACAAUGGGCCUCAGGAUCUCGUCACGGUAUCUCUGUGCAUUCAAAUUGCCAUCGAUAAAAUGCAAUUGUAUUUGUUGUCCGUAGCUUAUGCCAGCCCUAACCCCAUCGCCACCAUGGGGCACUCUGUUCACAACGCUGACAUCAGCAAACCGCUUGCCCACACGUGGUCUGCGGUUGUGAGGCCGGUUGGACGUAAUGCCACAUUUUCUAAAAUGAUGUUGGCUUAUGGUAGAGAAAUUAACAUUAAGUUAUUUGGCAACAGCUCUGGUGGACAUGCCAAUUGCACGCUCCCUCUGUGGCGUUGUGACAACUGCACAUUUCAAGUGGCCUUUUAUUGUCCCCAGCACAAAGUGCACCUGUGUAAUGAUCAUGCUUCUUGAUAUGCCACACCUGUCAGGUGGAUGGAUUAUCUUGGCAAAAGAGAAAUGUUCACUAACAGGGAUGUAAACAAAUGUGUGCACAAUUUGAGAUAAAUAAGCUUUUUGUGCAUAUGGAACAUUUCUGGGAUAUUUUAUUUCAGCUCAUGAAACAUGGAACCAACACUUUACAUGUUGAAUUUAUUUUUGUUCAGUAUAAAAAUACUAGCUAUUUUUAAUUGUGGCCAUCAAAACAGUUUAACAUGUGAGUGCAUUUAGAAUUGUUGGGCAAUGAUUGGACUUGAAUGAGCUUGUUGUGGAAAUUCUUCACCAGGGACACGAAGUCAAAUUUAAAUGAAUCAUAGUUUUAUUAAAAGUUAACUGGAGAGUUUCCAACCAACUCAUUGCACCAAGUACACAUGUCGAUUAGGAGCUCCUCCGGGGCAGUCCCGUUAGAGCUCUUAUAUACAGACAAGUUAUAUUUGCAUGAUUUAGCUUAUUCAUUCCUAAUUAAUUCCUAAUUAACGUUUGCUUCAUGACAGACCAAUCAAUACCUCACGAGGCUUCUUCUCUCUAAGCUGAGACCUUGAAACUGAGAUCUUUCAUCCUCUAAACAAGGGUGUGGCCGUACUGCAUAAUUACAGAUACUGAUAGUGAGGAUUUGUUCAAUGAGUCAGUUGCAUGAACACAUAAAUUGUUAAAUAGAAGAGCACCAACACAACAUUUUCCAUCACAAGCUGUUUGAGGAGCUGUAGCAGCAGCUCUCGAGCUGUCAGACAGACUUCCCGCUCAAACUAGGCUCUGUAUGCUGUGUGAUAAAUAUUAAGACACAUAACGACUAACACAAAUACACACGUGCCAAUUUAGUCCCACUAAAUUAUGCAAAUGAGCCUAUAGAUUUUUAAGCAUGACCGGUGAAAUGUAUUUACAUAAGAAUAGUAUUUCCAUCAAUGAAUAGGCUAAAAAGCAUUAUUUUGCAAUGGGAUUUUUCUUCUUCUCCUGGACAAUUGGCCGGCAUAAAUGUUAUUUAUCGUCUUUUACUGGCUGACAAACACUGACCCUUCGUCUUCUUUCUCUCUCCCUCUCAGAUUGAUGAGGAUCCCAGUUUGAUUCCUGAAGCCACCCAAGGAGGGACCUUCAACUUUGACGCCGCCUCCAGCCUGCAGACAAAGGAGUUCAAGUUCUAG